AUGUCUGGAACUCCUUCAACGUCUUCUGUCUUCCUCCCCGCUUGGCCUACACGUCGUACCGAUGCCAAUAUGUAUCCAAAUGGGUCCCAAAAACUCGACGAGCUCGUCCUCCACGACUACAAUCUCGAGGAGAUUCCGAUUCGAUAUCAUGUCGAGCAGCCAGUUGAGCAAUACGAUCCACAGAACAUCCGAAAAUUGGAUUUGACUCAUAACUCAUUUGUGGUCCUUCGCGGGCUGCAAACUUUCUCGAAUGUCUCGUUUUUGGAUGUCUCAUUCAAUUCACUUUCAGCACUUCCAGAAGAAAUUGGGACGUUGAGAAGUUUGACAACCCUCAUCGCUCGCAACAACCUCCUGGAACACCUUCCAAAGGGAAUGCAACUUUUGGAGAAUAUGGAACAUUUGUAUUUAUCUGGAAAUCGUCUGGAAUACUUCCCACCAGUUGUUCUAACCCUCAGAAAACUGAAGACUCUGCAUUUGGGUGGAAAUUAUAUCGACUCGUGUCCAUCCAAUAUUUCCGUUUUGACUUCAUUGACCGUCCUGUACUUCGGUGGCAAUCGUCUUCGUGAGAUUCCCGCUUCAAUUGGUACCCUCGAGAAUUUGGAGAAUCUGGGACUGUGUGAUAAUAUUUUGGAGACAAUUCCAUCUACUUUGGGAGACUUAAACUGGCUCGAGACACUGUCUCUUCACAACAACAAGCUUCGAACUCUGCCAACGGAUAUUCUGAAUCUCCGACGUCUUCAACAGCUGUCCCUGCGUAAUAAUCCUCUUGUCCAUUCGUUCGUUCAUAAUAUGGAUUUGUGUCCGCCGUCGCUUAAAGAGCUAACCGGGAGGAUUGUCCGGCAGAAUAUGACUCCAGAGAUGGUUGAAUUUAUUCCAACCGAUAUCAUCGAAUACCUAAAUUCCGCGUGUCAAUGUGUCAACCCGGAAUGCAAAGGCGUCUAUUUCGAUGCUCGUGUGGAGCAUGUGAAAUUUGUGGACUUCUGUGGAAAGUAUCGUGUGCCUUUAAUGCAGUUCUUGUGCUCUGCGAGAUGCUCCGCCGGAAUUCCGUCAGUACCGUACGACACAUCUUCUGAAUCCGAAGAGGAAAUCGAGCCAAUUAUGAGGAGAGUACUGUUGGGUUAG
Messenger RNA from Caenorhabditis briggsae, 1122 nucleotides. Gene Ontology annotation, molecular function: protein binding. The record is from RefSeq and is a predicted model, not a curated record. Bases 1 to 1122 code for a protein of 373 amino acids. Lineage: Eukaryota; Metazoa; Nematoda; Chromadorea; Rhabditida; Rhabditidae. The transcript has 5 exons.